Hylaeus anthracinus is the source of this 2566-nucleotide messenger RNA. RefSeq names its product mucolipin-3-like. Gene Ontology annotation, molecular function: NAADP-sensitive calcium-release channel activity. Gene Ontology annotation, cellular component: plasma membrane; lysosomal membrane. NCBI's taxonomy places the organism in Eukaryota, Metazoa, Arthropoda, Insecta, Hymenoptera, Colletidae. The coding region runs from base 282 to 2168 and encodes 628 amino acids. The transcript is spliced from 4 exons. The record is from RefSeq and is a predicted model, not a curated record.
GUUUGGGUGGAAAUCGGUCUCUUCGUGUAUCGCUUCGCUGGUAAACGUUUCUCGACCUUGAGAAGAUUCAGAAUAAAUAUUGUUUCACUUCCGGUUUUGUGUAUGAUGCAAGCCCACGCAUUUGAAACUAUAAUUAGAGAAAUGACGUCAGAUCAACGCAUGUGAACAACUCGGCCUUUCAUCGUCCGUCGGGAACUGGGACGGCAAUUCCGCGGGUUAAUUACCAUCGAUUGAAAAUUGGGGUUCGUUCGAGUGUCGUUUCAAACACCAAUUCGUACGAAAUGUCCGAGCCACAAAAAAGAAAUUUCGGCGAGGAAACCAGGGGCAAUAUUCUCGGGCAUCAUUCGUGGAGCAAUGGUCCUGACAGCGAGGAUGAGCUAACUGGCGAAAAUGGACUGCUUAACGAGAACGAGACCGGACCAAGCCAUUACAGACCAACUUUAACAGAGCAGACUAUGCGUAAUAUGACGUUUGCAGAGGAAAAAAUGCGUAGAAAGCUAAAAUUCUUCUUCAUGAACCCGAUUGAAAAAUGGGAAGCAAAACGUCGUUUACCAUACAAAUUUGCUGUACAAGUCAUUAAAAUCAUAUUAGUCACUCUUCAACUAUGCCUAUUCGCACAUAACAAUUACAUGCAUGUAAACUAUUCUUGGGAUAAUCGAUUAUCAUUCUCACACCUAUUUCUCAAAGGAUGGGAUAGCAUUCAAGAGGUACCAGCUUAUCCACCAGCAGCAGGCCCCUUGGCAGUUUACAAACAAGACCAAUUCUACAGUACAAUUGAUUAUGCUUUAGAUGGUUACUAUAACGUUAAUAAUGCGAUUGGAUCUUAUUCGUACGUUACAGAAGACAACUCGGUAGUUCCAGUUGUCCUAUGUUUAUAUCAAUACAAAACAGCUAUUAUAUUCGGUUUCAAUGAAAGUUAUGUUUUCGAUAAAGAAAUCGUAGAAAGGUGCAUAAAUAUAACCCAUGAGUUCUACAAUGAAUACGGCACAUCAAAGAACUUAUUGACCAAACAAGAAAUCAAUGUAAAUUUCUCGGCUCUUGUUAGGGCAAGUUUAAAAUUUUCUCUGAAAACAGUCAAUUUAAAAGCUGCCGGACCUAUGACACCGCCGGAUUGUUAUAAAUUUGAUAUUAAUAUUGGCUUUGAUAAUCGCGAUUUUGAUGGACAAAUGUUGCUUUCGUUAGAUGCCGAACCAAGGAGACUGCAAUGUAAAGGGGAUACACGUUACAUUACAAAUAAUCGUAUCGAAUCAACCUUGAGGACGUUACUAAAUUUAUUAGUAAUUUUUAUUUGUUCGUUGUCUCUUGGUUUAUGCUCCAGAUCUAUAUACCGCGCACAACUGUUGAAAUUCGAAACCAUGAAUUUCUUCAAGAAAUCAUACGGCAAAGUAUUGAGUAUUGAAGGAAGGUUAGAGUUUUUAAACUUAUGGUACAUAAUGAUUAUUGUCAACGAUCUUCUAAUUAUGUUCGGCUCAGCCAUGAAAGAACAAAUCGAACGAAAACAAUUUGGCAGCGAUCAUUGGAAUUUAUGUAGCAUAUUCCUUGGAACAGGAAACUUGCUCGUUUGGUUCGGGGUAUUGCGAUACCUCGGCUUUUUUAAAACUUACAACGUUGUUAUUUUAACGUUGAAAAAAGCUGCCCCGGAAGUCGCACGAUUUUUAAUAUGUGCAAUUCUUAUUUAUCUCGGUUUCACGUUUUGUGGCUGGUUGAUCCUAGGCCCAUAUCAUAUAAAAUUCCGAUCGCUGUCCACGACCUCAGAGUGCUUAUUCGCUCUUAUAAACGGCGACGAAUUGUUCGCAACAUUUUCUAUAACGUCUUUCAAAUCGCCAAUGUUGUGGUGGUACUUUAGAAUAUAUUUGUACACGUUCAUUUCGUUGUAUAUUUACGUCAUUUUAAGUUUAUUCAUUUCUGUGAUAAUAGAUGCUUACGACACAAUUAAGAUUUAUUAUCGUGAAGGUUUUCCGAAAAACGAUUUGCAAACUUUCAUAGCUGCGUGCACAGAUGAUGCAUCGAGCAGUCUGUAUAGAGCAGACGAUUCUGACAGAAGCGAUUUGACGGAGCUCCUCGAUCGCUUCUGUUGUUGUCGGAAAAGGGCCUUUUACGGCUCAUUCUCAGGAUCAGAAUUCACAACAAAAACCGAGCAAACGUGCGAGGGAGCAAUCUGUGUAUAGUACACUUAUAGACAAUAAUAUAUUAGAUAAAAAUUAUGGCUCCACGGCAGAGACGAUGUAUUAUAACGACAAUUUUGUCGUGUAAAGUAUUUUUUACGAAAUUAUUGUAUUGCAUUUGUUUAACAGCUGUGGCUGUGUCUUGUAUCUGCCAAUUUUAUGUCUUGCGAUUGUCGGAGGUCUAAAUGUCGGCAACGAUAGACUUAUAUUACGCGUACGCAAGAAUUCUACUCAUAAUUUUAUAUGAUGCGCAUUGUAUAUGUACAUAGCAUCUCGACGAUAUGUAAAGUUUAAAAACAUGAAACGCGUUUUAAUUAAAGCGAACGAACACAUUGAAAGGGAAUGUGUUAUCCAAAGAAAUAUAUUUACAAUGAAGUACAAUAAAAUUGUAAUUUUUCUAA